AGGAUUUUUACUUAAAGGAUCAGAUUCAGUCAUGUGCCAGGCAUCUGGAGAUUGGACAGAUCAAGUCCCUACAUGUGAAGCUGUGCCAUGCCGAGCUCUGGCGCCUCCUGGGCAUGCGACAAUGAAUUGUUCUCAUCCUUUAAGGCCAACAAGUUUUAUGUCUAUGUGUAAUUUUAUUUGUUUACCUGGCUUCAUGCUAAAUGGCUCCAAAGUAAUUGAGUGUGAUUCUUCUGGGCAGUGGACAGCUCCUGAACCAAUCUGUCAAGCUGUCUCCUGUUUGACUCUGCAAGAUCCUACUUAUGGAUGGAUGAAUUGUACCCAUGUGCAUGGGAAAUUUCUGUAUAAUUCUACCUGUAAUUUCUAUUGUUCUGAAGGACUUUUACUGAAAGGAUCAGAUUCAGUUUUGUGCCAGGUGUCUGGAGAUUGGACAAAUCAAGUCCCUACUUGUGAAGCUGUGCCAUGCCGAGCUCUCGCACCUCCUGGACAUGCAAUAAUGAAUUGUUCUCAUCCUUUAAAGCCAUCAAGUUUUAUGUCCAUGUGCAAUUUUAGUUGUUUACCUGGCUUCAUGCUAAAUGGCUCCAAAGUAAUUGAGUGUGAUUCUUCUGGGCAGUGGACAGCUCCGGAACCAAUCUGCCAAUCUGUCUCCUGUGUGACUCUGCAAGAUCCUACCUUUGGAUGGAUGAAUUGUACCCAUGUUCAUGGGGAAUUCCAUUACAAUUCUACCUGUAAUUUCUCUUGUUCUGGAGGAUUUUUACUGAAAGGAUCAGAUUCAGUCAUGUGCCAGGCAUCUGAAGUUUGGACAAAUCAAGUCCCUACAUGUGAAGCUGUGCCAUGCCGAGCUCUGGCGCCUCCUGGGCAUGCGACGAUGAAUUGUUCUCAUCCUUUAAAGCCAUCAAGUUUUAUGUCCAUGUGCAAUAUUAGUUGUUUACCUGGCUUCAUGCUAAAUGGCUCCAAAGAAAUUGAAUGCGAUUCUUCUGGGCAGUGGACAGCUCCUGAGCCAAUCUGCCAAGCUGUCACCUGUGGAGCAUUUCAAGACCCCUCUAAUGGGUGGAUGAAUUGUUCUCAUGUGUUUGGAGAAUUCCGGUAUAGCUCCAAUUGCAGCUUCACUUGUGCAGAUGGAUUUGUAUUAAAUGGAUCUGACUCAUUGCUGUGCCAGGCAUCAGAAGAGUGGACUGAUCGAGUCCCUAAAUGUGCAGCUGUCCAGUGCGAAGCUUUAUAUGAUCUCAGUCAAGGAUACAUCUCCUGCAUACACCCAAUUGGUUAUUUCAGCUUCAACUCAACUUGCAACUAUUACUGUGAAGAAGGAUUUAGAUUGGUUGGGACAAGUCAAAUUAUGUGUAUGGACUCCGGAACCUGGACAGCUCCAAAACCUAACUGUGAAGUGAUCACAUGCAGUUCCCUUCCAAGUUCUCAUCCAAGACUUAUGAACUGUUCUCAUCCAAAUGGGAAUUACAGCUAUGGGUCUGAGUGUGAGUAUCAGUGCGCAGAAGGUUUCACAUUAAAUGGAACAAGACAUGUGUACUGCUUGUCUUCGGGUCUCUGGUCUGACAAAGCUCCUGAGUGUAAAGCUCUUGCAUUCUCAUUCGGUAAACAACUGCUGUGGUACACUGGAGGGUCACUUGCUACAAUCCUUCUAGCUGGAACCAUCAUUACAUUUCUAGUCAAGCACUUUAAUAGGAAAAGAGAUACUGGCCUCUUGAGCUCUUCCAAAAACCCUGUUAACACGUUUGAAAACCCAGCCUUUGAAAACUUCUAAGUGCAGCAAGAUGCAUGGACCAAUACCAACAUGUAUGCUCAAAUGUUGUCCAGAUUUGAAAGCUACCCUGGACCUGAAUGUCACAGCUACUGCUGCAGGGCCUACUAGACUUUUUUUGGCCCAGAGAGGGACUGUUUUAUGUCCAAUGUAACAGAACUGUAAGAAAUGUACCAAUUGGGGACUCUGAUUGCUCUAAUUCACUGAUGAACAUUACAUGUGCUGCUGAUGCAGAACCACACAGACUCAUUGAACACACUCAUCAAACUGAACUUUUAAAGGGACUGGAGCUAAUUCUUCUAUGUGAAUCUGACACAUCUAGUAAAAAUGAAGUAUUGCUUACUCCCUCGUGGGGUAUAUUGGUAUGUGGAUAUUGGGCUUACAGGUGGAAGGGCCAAUGUUACAUCUAAGUGAAAGUAAUGAUCUGUGAUCAACAGGUGGAGUGUAAGGGAUUGAAAACUUUCAUGAUUACAUGCACAAAUAAUUAAUCAGUUAAUGUAUUAGCAGUUGUUUUUAAAACUUUGCUUUUAGAAUACAUAAAUGCCUUUAAGAAAUAAUUUACACUUGUAUUUCACUCUGCCUUCUUUUUUCAUAGCAGAUGCUGUUAUCUGCGAAGAGGGGGUGUAACAUUCCAAGAGUCAGAUAGUGCUAGGCUAACAUGAGAAUUUUUGCUUGUUAUGAGAAACUAACGGCUAGAUUUAGAGUUUUGUCGGUAACGACCCGCAUAGCUAAAGCUGGCUUUUUUCUGGCCGCACCUUUAAAAUAACUCUGGUAUUGAGAGUCCACAGAAUGGCUGCGUUAGGCUCCAAAAAGGGAGCGUACAGGCAUAUUUAACGCCACUGCAACUCUCGAUACCAGAGUUGCUUACGGACGCGGCCAGCCUCAAAAACGUGCUCGUGCACGAUUCCCCCAUAGAAAACAAUGGGGCUGUUUGAGCUGAAAAAAAACCUAACACCUGCAAAAAAGCUGCGUUCAGCUCCUAACGCAGCCCCAUUGUUGUCUAUGGGGAAACACUUCCUACGUCUGCACCUAACACCCUAACAUGUACCCCGAGUCUAAACACCCCUAACCUUACACUUAUUAACCCCUAAUCUGCCGCCCCCGCUAUCGCUGACCCCUGCAUAUUAUUAUUAACCCCUAAUCUGCCGCUCCGUAAACCGCCGCUACUUACAU
Molecule: messenger RNA, 2926 nt
Organism: Bombina bombina (fire-bellied toad)
Lineage: Eukaryota; Metazoa; Chordata; Amphibia; Anura; Bombinatoridae
Product: P-selectin
Exons: 13
Coding region: 32-1756 (574 amino acids)
Biological process (GO): leukocyte tethering or rolling; response to cytokine; heterophilic cell-cell adhesion
Cellular component (GO): membrane; external side of plasma membrane
Molecular function (GO): oligosaccharide binding; sialic acid binding
Source: RefSeq, a predicted model, not a curated record